AUGGUGCAACCAUGUAAAGGACAAAUUCCAACAUCAUUUUGUGAACAUUUUUUGACUUCUCUUGUUCAAAUGGAAGUAGAAGAUGAUUUGUUUUUUGCAGAUUUGAGCAAACAAAUCUCUCUUUUAAUAAUGGAUGAUGAUGAACAUGAACAUCAAAACUCUAAGGUGUAUCGUGAUUCUCCUGAUGACUCUCUUCAGGCCUUUUCACAAGUAAUGUAUCCAACAAGAAGAGCAGGAUAUGUAUAUGAGCAGAAUAAUAGAAGAGAAAUUAGCAAAGGAACUGGAGUAUUUAUCCCUCUUUCUUCACAUCUAAGAAGAAAAAACAGGCAACCAAGACAUAAUUUCUCAUCCAAAACUACCAAGAUCCAAGGACAAACAGAAAGACAACUAAUUAAUCAAGUUCCACCUCAUUAUAAUUCACUAAAUCCUACUAGAUUUUCUUAAAUCACAUGUUUAAUAUAAUUCAAGACUUUAUUAUAACUUAAAAAUAAUUAAGUUAAUUAACUACUAGAAUUUAAUUUUGGGUUGUAUUGUGUUGUACAAAGGGAGUCCUCCUUUUUGCAAUUUGCAGUAUAUUUUUAGAGAGGUACAGACUAAGGUAUAUAAGUGCCUCUCUUUAAUUAUAGUGGUAUUUAAUUUUAUGAUUGUUUAUUAUGUAAUCCUCUCAUGUUUAAUUAGAUGUAAUUGAUUCAAUUGUAAUUUUUUGGCCCCCUUUUAAUAACUCUAUGCAUGUAUCGUGAC
This is a messenger RNA of Solanum dulcamara, 741 nucleotides long. RefSeq lists its product as uncharacterized. Bases 1 to 444 code for a protein of 147 amino acids. Lineage: Eukaryota; Viridiplantae; Streptophyta; Magnoliopsida; Solanales; Solanaceae. The record is from RefSeq and is a predicted model, not a curated record. The transcript is spliced from 3 exons.